CUGGAGGAGGUGAUCACGUCGCCGCCGCGGUCGCACGAAAAAGACCGCGAGACGGCCAUCCGCGCAGAACUGGAGAAACUGCAAAAGAUCAACGGCGCCAUCGAGCAGAGCCGCAUCUCUAUUCAGGAGUCCACAAACUACAUCAAGCGAAUCAAAGAGAGCACCAUCAAGGCCAACGAGCUCAUUCACAUCUGGGGCAAGAUUCUGUCGCAAAAUAAGCACACCGCGGAGUUGCUAGCCGACCCGCACAACGUGUGGCAGGGAGCCAGCCACGAGGACGAAAAAGUGCAGGACAAAAUGGCUGAGUACGAGGAGCUGGCCGCGCGGUACGAACAGCUCGUGGAGGAGAAGAAGAGCGACGAAAAACGCAGAGCGAGACGAAAAUAG
Messenger RNA from Ogataea parapolymorpha DL-1, 387 nucleotides. RefSeq lists its product as uncharacterized. The record is from RefSeq and is a predicted model, not a curated record. The transcript has a single exon. Gene Ontology annotation, cellular component: mitotic spindle; DASH complex. Gene Ontology annotation, biological process: mitotic cell cycle. Lineage: Eukaryota; Fungi; Ascomycota; Pichiomycetes; Pichiales; Pichiaceae.